Molecule: messenger RNA, 1499 nt
Organism: Vidua chalybeata
Lineage: Eukaryota; Metazoa; Chordata; Aves; Passeriformes; Viduidae
Gene: LAMTOR1
Product: late endosomal/lysosomal adaptor, MAPK and MTOR activator 1
Exons: 5
Coding region: 654-1208 (184 amino acids)
Biological process (GO): positive regulation of MAPK cascade; positive regulation of TOR signaling; regulation of receptor recycling
Cellular component (GO): Ragulator complex; lysosome; membrane raft
Molecular function (GO): molecular adaptor activity; guanyl-nucleotide exchange factor activity
Source: RefSeq, a predicted model, not a curated record
UCAAGGCCUCAAACGGCACCGGCUGGAGCAGCGCCAGCUUUUCCUUCUUGGGACAGCAUGACUGCCACGCAGCUCAGGAGCCGGGACAAAACUGGGGCUGUCACCUGUCCCGCGAAACUUAUUCCCCGGGUGCGGUGAGAGCUAGGCUGUGACAGCCCGUCCCAGGGGGACCCCAGCCGGCUUCCACUUGUGUCAUGAGAAAGGAAGGAGAAGGGCCUGGACUAGAGUAUCGCAGCAGCAUUUCCCAGCAGGAAGAAGGGGAGAGGAAGCUUCUGGCUGGGGAGGGGCUGGAGAUGCCACUGACUGCGUGUGUGGAGAAGUGGUUGCAUUCCCAGCUCACCAUGGAUCACAGGCUGAGCAUCCUUUCAGGACAAGACAGACGUGGAAGGGUUUGAGCAUGUCCAGAGGAAGGGAACGGUGCUGGAGAAGGGGCUGGAGCACAAGGAGUGGCUGAGGGAGCCAAAGGGGCUCAGCCUGCAAAGAGGCUCAGGGAUUACCUUCGCACUCUCCACAACUCCCUCACAGGAGGGUGGAGCCAGGAGGAAGAGACAAAGCGGCUGCUGGAGCCGGCAGCCAGCCCACCCAACAAGGUACUGAAUGGAGCAGAGCAGAGCUAUCACAACCUCCCAUCGGCACGCACCGAUGAGCAAGCCAUGCUGUCCUCCAUCCUCGCCAAAACAGCCAUCAACAUCAUCGAUGUGUCGGCAGCGGAUUCCCAGGGCAUGGAGCAGCAUGAGUACAUGGACAGAGCCAGGCAGUACAGCACACGCCUGGCCAUGCUCAGCAACAACCUGACACACUGGAAGAAGCUCCCACUGCUGCCAUCUCUGACUAACCAACCACACCAAGUGCUCGCCAGCGACCCUGUCCCCUUUGCAGACCUGCAGCAGCACGGACGUGAUGGGGGAGCCAUACCCUGGUGGGGAGGUACACACAUCUGUCUGACUCCUGUCACCUCUUCGAUCAUGUGCCACAGGACCAAGAGGACAAGGCGACAGGGAAUGUAUGAUGACCCACCUUUAAGGGGAAGGAGGCACCUGAGAUUCCUAAAUGCUCAUAGUCAAAAGGAAUGUCAAAAGUCAGGGUUUGCAAAUAAUCAGAAAGUUUUAUUAGUAAAUUACACACUUGGCAUGGAAAUUGAAGGGUACCUUUUUAUGGGUAGGUUUCCCCAGCCUGAAGAUGGAUUUAUCAUUUUCUAUGCAAAUUAAUUAUCAUGCACAGUCUGUUUUUUCAGGUCUUCCUGGAAAUGGGUCAGAGGGGUUUAGGGGUCUUUGGUCGUCUUACUCCUACCCUAUAGUCCUUGCCCACUUCCUGCCACUCAUUCCUGUGCUUAUGCUGUACUGUCUUGUGCUUGUCAGCAGGAACUACAACAAGGAUGUUUUUCCAGUGCUGCCCUAUCUCACCUUGCCUCCCUUCUUUAGCCACAUCUUGUUCUUUGUCAUGGCAUGUUAAGAUCAACAGUCCUUGUUUAUUACCAACAGUCCUUGUUUGACUCCACA